AUGUCAGAUAAGGAAUGCUGGGAAGAGUUUCACAAGCCCAAGGGGGCAGCUUUGAAAGGAUUCCGCGAUGAGUUGGAAAACUCUUUGGAACAGUCUGGCUUUCUUAACACAUCGGACAUGACUGUUAUACAAUCUUUUGUCUUAUACACUGUAUGUGGCAGAUUCGACAAGCGAGGACCGGAUACCAAUCGCUUGAAAGAUCUCGCGGUCAGGCUGGCUUUCCAAAACAAUCUACAUCGGGAUGGCCUGGAGUUCGAUAUGCCCCCUUUCGAAGUCGAGAUCCGACGUCGGCUAUGGUGGCAGAUCUGUGUCCUGGAUGUGCGGACUGCCGAAGACAAUGGCUCGGAUCCACGAAUCCUUACUACAUCUUUCACCACGCGAUUUCCUUCUAAUUUCAACGAUGCAAGUCUCCACCCUGGUAUGAGCGAGAUGCCUCAAGCAUAUUCAGGGAGAACAGAAAUGUCAUUUUCUCUGGUGAGAUUUGAAGGGAGUCAUUUUGCACGACGCGUAGUUUUCUCCGAUAAAUAUUGUCAAGAGAAUGCCUACGAUGUCUUAUCAGGUCCUGAGAGAUGUGUGGCCAUCAACAACUUCGGAGACCGAAUAGAGGAAGAAUAUCUAUCCCAUCUAGACAAGAGCGUUCCUUUGGACUUUAUCACCGCAGCGUCCAUUCGUCUCAUACUCGUCAAGCUCAAACUCGCAGUGAACAAACCCCAAACGAAGCAAAGUCAACACCUUGUCAUGCAACAGAGUUUCCGAAAGACUUGUGUCAACAUUUUGCAACGUGCUCGCUUGCUGCGUCAUUAUGAAAAGGGGAAACAAUGGCUUUGGCUUUUCCAGACAUACCUCGAGUGGGAUGCCCUGUCAUAUCUGUUCAUCAAUAUGUCUCUAGUACCGUCAGGGGAUGACGUCGAAUUAGCAUGGGGUGCUGCUGAUGACAUCUAUGAUUAUUGGAAGAACCACAGCGAUACGUGUCUCAACUAUCGCUGGAAAAAUAUCGAAGACCUACGUUCCCGGGCUUUAUACGCCAGAGGCUUGGUGCAGAGGGAGCCCAGUGUCUUUACAAUGUCACCCGUGGGUAGCUGUGAUCCCAAUCACUGUGAUAUGAACACCCAAGUCCAAAGCGCACCCGUUAGUCAAGCAGAAGUCGUUUCAACUGCAUUGCAAGGCGAAGGUAUUACGGAGAGCCUGACCAUACCCAGUGCGGGAACAGGUUGCCAGUGGAGUGCACAAAUCUUUGAGAAAUACUUCGAAGUGUUAGACUCAGAGCAUAACCUGCAUAGGUCAUGGCUCUAG
Molecule: messenger RNA, 1293 nt
Organism: Penicillium pulvis
Lineage: Eukaryota; Fungi; Ascomycota; Eurotiomycetes; Eurotiales; Aspergillaceae
Product: transcription factor domain-containing protein
Exons: 3
Coding region: 1-1293 (430 amino acids)
Biological process (GO): DNA-templated transcription
Molecular function (GO): zinc ion binding; DNA binding
Source: RefSeq, a predicted model, not a curated record